CACAGGACAGCAUGCCCAUUUGUUUCCACCCACAAAUCAGGUUGUACAAUUGCAAUUUCUUAUGUGUGCAGUAUAUGAUAAACCGUAAAACGUUGUAAUGGACAAUGUUUCAGCAAUUACUAUGUUUACUCUGUCAGGAUUAAAUGGUAUGGCAAACUACAGAGGUACUCUCUUUGCUCUCACUUUACUGUGCUACUGUGUGAUUUGGUUGGUAAAUUUGACCAUUAUUGUGGUGAUCAUUAUGGACAAAAGCCUUCAUGAACCCAUGUACAUCUUCCUUUGUAAUCUGUGCAUUAAUGGACUUUAUGGGACAACAGGCUUUUACCCCAAAUUUCUCAUUGAUCUACUGUCUACCACUCAUGUCAUCUCUUAUGCUGGGUGCUUUCUGCAGGGUUUUGUGUUACAUUCUUCUGCUUGUGCUGAUUUCUCCAUUCUGGCAUUGAUGGCUUUUGACAGAUAUGUAGCUAUAUGUCGACCUCUGGCUUACCACUCUGUGAUGACUAAACAAAGGGUUUGUUUGUUUGUAUUUUUUGCUUGGCUUAUACCCUUUUAUUUGAUGUUCCUGAGCUCAAUAACAACAUUAAUAUCAAAGUUAUGUGGCUCACACAUACCGAAGAUCUACUGUGUAAAUACGUUAAUCGGUAAUCUAGCUUGCUCUGCCUCAAUAGCAAAAAUUAUCAUUCCAGCUUUUAAUUAUACAUUUUAUUUUGGGCAUGUUAUCUUUGUUGUUUGGUCUUAUAUAUAUCUGAUCAGAACAUGCCGAACAUCUAAAGAGGGCAGGAGUAAAUUUAUGCAAACAUGUCUCCCACAUUUAAUCUCCUUAAUAGUUGUUGUUGGAACUUUGCUUUUUGAUUUGUUGUACAUGCGAUUUGGCUCAAAAACAUUAUCACAAAGUGUUAAAAAUUUUAUGGCGAUGGAAUUUAUCCUUAUUCCUCCUACUAUCAACCCUCUAAUCUAUGGUUUUAAAUUGACCAAAAUAAGAAAUCGAAUUCAAAGUUUUCUGAAUUGUAAGUUACAUUCUUAGACAAAAGUCA
This is a messenger RNA of Larimichthys crocea (large yellow croaker), 1034 nucleotides long. RefSeq names its product olfactory receptor 13D1. The record is from RefSeq and is a predicted model, not a curated record. Gene Ontology annotation, cellular component: membrane. NCBI's taxonomy places the organism in Eukaryota, Metazoa, Chordata, Actinopteri, Sciaenidae. Gene Ontology annotation, biological process: G protein-coupled receptor signaling pathway; detection of chemical stimulus involved in sensory perception of smell. The coding region runs from base 98 to 1024 and encodes 308 amino acids. Gene Ontology annotation, molecular function: olfactory receptor activity; odorant binding; G protein-coupled receptor activity. The transcript has a single exon.